UGUCUCAAUCACAUUACACUAAGAAUUCAAGUACCUGUGUAAAAUAUGAUGCAUUUUAUUGGUAUAGACACUCAUAAUGGGUUGGAACAAUUACAGCUUUUAGCUGCAUUACAAACUUGUAUCAAUCAGAUAUUUGGAAGUAACAAUGACUGGCCAUUAACUAGAAUGAGAAGAGUUAUCAGCCUAUGUUUAAUGAUUGGAAGAUUGAUCAAUCCCUUUUUCAUUUCUUCAUAAUUAGGUUGCUUUUAUAUUAAUGUGAUAUGUUUGCAUGUUCACACCUCUAUAUCACUUAAACGACUGAUCCAUUUUAACUGAGGUCAAUCAAACACAUGAUUUAGAGAACUCAAAUGAAUUGAAAUGCUGAAUUAUCAAAUUUAAGUGUCAAACAGAGUAGUUUGGGGUUCUGGAACUGAUGCAUAAAACAGGAAACUUGUAGAAUUAGCAGGGCUUGCAUGUAAGAAAUCACAUUGAACACUCCAUUUUAUACCUUGGUUAAUCCUGGUUGUUGACCGCUGCAAAUGCUGGCAAGUGGCCCCCCAUCUCGUAUGGGUUCAUCUGUUUCUCCGUCUCAAGGAAUAUUUCCACCUUCGAAUAUUGGAAAUAGUGAAUUCCUUAAUGUUGGGGCCUCUUCUUCUUUUCCCCCGCCUGAAUUAGAUAUGAACAAAAAUGAUGAAACAGAUUUACUCUCAGUAUCAUGGAAUCAGAACAGUGGUUGUAUUGCUGCUGGGACAAGUAAUGGUUUUCGUAUCUAUAAUUGUGAACCUUUCAAGGAAACUUUCAGGCGUGAUUUAAAGAGUGGUGGUUUCAAAAUUGUGGAGAUGCUGUUCCGGUGCAAUAUUCUGGGACUUGUUGGUUCUGUAGGUAAUACCCAUUACCCACCCAAUAAAGUUUUGAUUUGGGAUGAUCAUCAGAGCAGAUGCAUUGGUGAAUUUACAUUCAGAUCUGAAGUUCGCGGAGUGAAGUUAAGACGUGAUCGGAUUGUAGUUGUCCUUGAGCACAAGAUAUAUAUUUAUAACCUUAUGGAUCUGAAGCUUCUUCACCAGAUUGAGACUCUGGCAAAUCCUAGGGGGUUGUGCUGUCUUUCUCACCAUUCAAAUACAUUUGUUUUGGCUUGUCCAGGUCUUUGCAAAGGACAGGUUCGGGUUGAACAUUUUGGACUAAAUGUUACCAAAUUAAUCAAUGCUCAUGAUUCUCAAAUUGCUUGCUUCACUCUGUCAAUGGAUGGACUACUCCUUGCAACUGCUAGUGUAAAGGGCACUUUGAUUAGAAUCUUCAAUACAAUGGACGGGUCGCGAUUACAAGAAGUGAGAAGAGGGGCGGAUAGAGCUGAAAUAAACAGUAUGGCUCUGUCACCAAAUGUGCAGUGGUUGGCAGCAUCAAGUGACAAAGGAACUGUUCAUUUAUUCAACUUGAGAGUGAGAGUGUUUGGGGAGGAUACUCGGCCAAACUCUCCCAGAGGGCCUGCUCUGGUCCAUCAGAAUUCUUCAACUUCUUUAGAUCCCUUGGUUUCUCCAAAUACCGGUGCCAAUCCGAAUUCAUCAUUAUCUUUCAUGAGAGGAGUUUUACCAAAAUACUUUAGCUCAGAAUGGUCAUUUGCUCAGUUCCACUUGUCUGAACGCACAAAAUUCAUUGUGGCAUUCGGAUCGCAGUCUCAGAACAGUGUCCUAAUUGUUGGCAUGGAUGGGAGUUUCUAUAGGUGCAGUUUUGAUCCGGUGCGUGGGGGUGCAAUGUUGCAGAAGGAAUAUGUUAGUUUUCUAAAGUUUCAAAGUAGAUCAACUAUUUAGAGUUGUUCCACAUCCUCACCAACCAUUAAACUCUUCUCAGCCAUGUAAAUAUGAUGCAUCCCCAAGAUCAGGCAUAUGUGUAAAUAUGAUCCCCCAACAUUGAAGGCUUGGAGAUACAUUGCUGUCUAUUACUGUAUAAAUCUUGUAUAUAGUAGAGACUAGAGGAAAAUAAAAUGAAAUGAAAUUGUAAAAGAACAAUGCCCAUGGCAAAUAAUUCACUUGUUGAAUCUGCCAUAACACCAUUUCCGGCAAAAUUUUUGAGUAUCAGAUCAUGUUACAAAUAUUUGGCAAGUUUGCAUAACAUAA
This is a messenger RNA of Arachis duranensis, 2090 nucleotides long. Its product is annotated as autophagy-related protein 18c. The transcript has 5 exons. The record is from RefSeq and is a predicted model, not a curated record. Bases 519 to 1784 code for a protein of 421 amino acids. Gene Ontology annotation, biological process: protein localization to phagophore assembly site; protein lipidation; nucleophagy. Gene Ontology annotation, molecular function: protein binding; phosphatidylinositol-3,5-bisphosphate binding; phosphatidylinositol-3-phosphate binding. Gene Ontology annotation, cellular component: phagophore assembly site membrane; extrinsic component of membrane; cytosol. NCBI's taxonomy places the organism in Eukaryota, Viridiplantae, Streptophyta, Magnoliopsida, Fabales, Fabaceae.